AUGGAUAUCGCUACAUUUAGGGAGGUCGUCCCAAUGAUUCCGACGCUGGUCGAUUACGCGGGGAGGUGUUAUAGCUGGUUAAGAUAUCUGGGGAUAAGCAAUGAAUCUAUUUUCGGGGCAGUGAUUGUUGUCUUACUCUUUGGCUUAAUCCUUUUAUUUGUCUACUACGUUUCCAGUUAUUUCUUCGGAUUUUUUGAGCACAUCUUCAGAUCUUUCUUCGGAUUUUUGGAGCGCAUCUUUAGAUCUUUCUUCGGAUUUUUGGAGCGCAUCUUUAGAUCUUUCUUCGGAUUUUUGGAGCGCUUCUUCGACUCUGUCAUCGGAUUUUUGGAGCGCAUCUUUAGAUCUUUCUUCGGAUUUUUGGAGCACUUCUUCGACUCUGUCAUCGGGAUUUUUGCGGGUCUCGCUAGCAUCUACCCUUCGGCAGUUAUCGCAUCUCUCAGCAUCCUCUUUAUUUUUUGUUUUACAUUAAAUUCAGAUCUAGGAGAAAAUCAGCGGUUUAUUCUUGCUGUUAUGGCAUUCGGAAUCAUCACGUAUUGUGUUAUGACAGCGAGAAGGGAGGAACGACCAACAGAUUUGACUAGAGUUCAAGCAGGCGCGGUUGGAGUUCAAGCAGGCGCGGUUGGAGUUCAAGCAGGCGCGGCAGGAAUCCAAUGAAAAAGUAAGUUAAUCCAUUCUAUUUGCUGUUUCCUUCAGAUUUUUAUACUAACGAGUCUAAUAGCUUAACAAAGUCGACCCGGUCCUUCGGAUUCCCGUUCCAUGCUUCUACACUCGAGAACGUCUCCAACGAUCCGAUCCUGGGCACACAGGUUUUAUGGUAGGGGGGAGUCUGGGUUUCUGCAAUUUGGGCAUGUCAUUCAUGUCUUUCGUAUUAUGGUGCGCCAUGGAAAGGGUUAUGGGUUUUAAGGAAAACGUUUAG
Sclerotinia trifoliorum is the source of this 916-nucleotide messenger RNA. The record is from the annotation of a GenBank genome assembly. NCBI's taxonomy places the organism in Eukaryota, Fungi, Ascomycota, Leotiomycetes, Helotiales, Sclerotiniaceae.